Messenger RNA from Prorocentrum cordatum, 3471 nucleotides. NCBI's taxonomy places the organism in Eukaryota, Dinophyceae, Prorocentrales, Prorocentraceae. The record is from the annotation of a GenBank genome assembly.
AUGUUGGCCAGGCAGGCGCAGCAAUUUGAGGAAGAGUCCCUCGCUCUAGGCGCCUCUCUCGAUCACUUGCGGCACGAGCUGAACGUGCCUCGAGAUGCGCUGUGGUAUGGGGAGGGGGCCCUGGCCAGCCAAGCGGAGGAGAUCAGAGAUCUGAAGCAGGCGCUGGGGAAGGCCGAGGAGCAUAGCGCGGAGCUGCUCGGCGAGAGGGCCGCUGCGACCGAGGCCUUGCAGCAGGGGCUCAUGUUGGCCAGGCAGGCACAUCAAUUUGAGGUGGACUCGCAGGCUACUCAGGGAGUUGCAGCAAGGCUCCCGUCGGUCGAGCAGGAGGGGCAGCCGGUGCAGCGGUCCCCGACGCAGGCGAUCGCGGAGCGUGAUUCCGUGCAAGAACAGGAGGCGCAGCAGUUGGGCGAGCUGUCCCUGACUGGCCACGAGUCGUGGCUCCGAGGCCUGAGGCAGGAGCUGCAGGUCGUCAAGCUGCGGAACGAGGAGACCCUGACCAUGUACGGCACAGCGGUCCGUGCGCUGCUGCAGGAGCUGCGUGGCGCCUACCGGCGUGGCGCGGAGGCGCGUGGCCAGGGCGCGGCCCUGGCCGAGCGCCUGAGGGAGGAGGUGGACGCCUCCCUGCAGGCGCAGCAGCUUGGCGUGGCGGCGCUGGCGGAGCGAGAGGCCUCCUGCGAGGGCGCCCUGUGCGAGCUGCAGGCGUCUCGGGAGGCACGGAUGCGGGCCGAGGAGGCCCUCGAGGCGCACGAGAGGGCGCUCGAGGGCAUGCGGCAGGAGCUCGGGGAGGCGCGCCGCGGCCCAGGGCGGGACCUCAGGUCUGUCGAGCAGCUCGGCGCGGAGGCGCUGGCCGAGCGGGACGCCCUGCUCGAGGCCGCGCGGCGCGAGCUGAGGCAGUCGCUAGGGCGUCGAGGCCUCGGCCAGCUCGAGGCGGCGCGUGCGCUGCGCCAGGGCGACGAGGCCUCGGCCAGCCGCCAGCUUGCGCUCGAGGGCCUCCAGCGGGACCUUGAGGCCGCACGGCAGCAGGGGUCGGCGGCGGCGGAGAUGCAUGAGGCCUCGCUCCUGUCAAUCCGUCAAGAACUACAGCAGGCCCAGCAGGCGAUGCAGCGGGGGGGCGAGGCGCUGGCCGGGCAAGAGGCAGCCCUGGAGAACUCGAGGAAGGGCCUGCAGCAAGAGCUCAGGUCGGCGGAGGCGGAGCUGGCCGAGCGGGACGCCUCGCUCCAGAGCCUGCGGCUCGAGCUGCAGGGGCCGCGGAGCGGGCAGCGGCGUGGGGAGGAGGAGCGUGCCCACCUCGAGGAGGCCGUCGAGCAUCUGCGGCAGCAGCUCCUGGCCGCACGCCAGCACGGCCUGGAGCUGGUGGAGCUGCAGCAGGAGCUGCAGCAGGAGCUCGAGCCCAUCGGCCGGCCAGGGGAUCUCCGCGGAGAGGCUGUCGCCGAUGGGGGCGGCUUGCUCGGAGAGGGCCUGCAGCACGAGCCAGGCCUGGUCGGGACGGCACGGCCGCCAGGCUCCGAGGCGCCGCGUGAUGGGGACGCUGCGCUGGAAGCCCUGCGGCGAGAGCUCCGCGAGGCGCAGCUGGUCGGCCGCGCGGUGGCGGCCGAGCAGGGCGCCUCGAUCUUCUUCCUGCAGCAGGAGCUCCGGGAGGCCCAGCUCGAGGCCCUGGCCGGCCGGGAGGCCGCGGCGGGAGCACUGCCAGGCGGGUUCCCCGCAGCGCCCGGGCACGGUGCCCGGGAGGGCGCCGACGAGCUGCGGGCGGCGGACGGGCUGCGACAGGAGCUCCAGGAGUUCCAGGCGCUGCUGCUGGGCGCGGAGGCCUUCGCCCAGGGCCAGGCGGUCGUGGAGGCGUCGCCUGGUCGGGAAAAGGGUGCGCGAGUCGUGUUGGUGCAGCUCGGCUCUUGCGGGGGCCCGCUGUCGCAGCCCCACCUGCGAGGCCGCGGGGGCAGGUACCGCCUGGAGGUUCUCGCCAGAGUCGUGGUCGUAGAGGUCGUCUGGGUCGCCGGUUACAGCAGGUCUUUGGCUCGCCUGGGCGGGCCCCUCUGGAGGCUGCAGGUCAUCAGUUCGCUCAUCGGCACGAGGAAGCUGCCGGAGACACGCCGGAAGAGCAGCGCCCACGCGGGCCCGCACCAGGUCUCCUUCGCGCACGUCCUGCCGGCCGCGCACUGGCACACCGACCAGAACUGGCAGGUCAAGUGCGAGGACCUGAGGGCCCGCAUCGCCUCGCUCUUCAACUGCCACAACCUCAGCGACGUCACCUUCGUGCUCGAGGGGAGCCGUCGCCUCCCGGCGCACGCCUUCGUGCUCGCCUCCGCCUCGCCGGUCUUCCAGAGGCACCUGCGCCAGGAGGAGCAGGACGCGGGGGCUCCGCCCUGGGCGCUCGGGGCCGCGGGCUCCCUCGAAGGCGGAGCCUGCCUCGCGGGCGAGGGCGCCCCCGAGCGGCACCGCACGCUCGUCGUCCACGACGCGUCGCACGCGGCCUUCUUCGAGCUCCUCCGCUACAUCUACACCGACAGCGCCGCCAUCACGCUGGACAACGUCCUGCCCCUCAUCCUCCUCGGGGACACCUACCAGCUCCCGGGCCUCGGCCAGAGGUGCACGGAGUUCCUGCGCGGGGAGGUGGCGCCGGGCCACGUGCUCCGCGUGCUCCGGAUACUGGAGGAGCUCAUGCUGAAGGCCUGCCUGACGCUCUGGAAGGAGGUGGUGACCGAGAAGCAGGCGCAGGAAAAGUUCCGCGCACUGUCGCUGUUCGAGCGGAGAAACGUGGUUGACGGCCUGGCUGGCGAAAUCGACGCCCCCACGGAGGCUCGCAGCGGGAGCUGGGAGCGCCUGGGCGGUGGCCGCCGCUCCCUCCGCGCCUCGGCUGGCAGCAAGUGCUCGGCGUCCAGCGGGCUGUCCGGGGCGUCCGACCACUCGGCGAGGUGGUACAACAGCUCGAGGCGCAACUCCUCGGCCAUGGAGGUCGAGAGGGGCGACUGGGAAGACGGCUCCUUCAAUAGGCCGGCGGAUCUUGAUGUCGCGCAGGGCUUCUCGAAGAAGAAGGUCACGUUCAGCACCCUCGACACGAGCGUCAGGACCCCGAGAGGGGCGAGAGACCCUAGGAGCCAGCUGAUGGGGUACGCGCCGCUUGCCGAGGAGAUUUCGAUUCAGUGCUGGAAGCGGCCCGCGAGGGGGUCCCGGCGGUUCUCUGGGCCCGACAUGUGGUGUGUGGGCCUGCGCACGCUGCGCCAGCUGCUUAAGCUGCCGCAGUGCAGCGUGCCCGAGAUCGCGUUGUUCAACGCCGCCAACGAGUGGGCCAGCAGGCGCUGCUCUCUGCUCGGCCUGCCGCCGGGCCCGGAGAGCAAGAGGGAGGUGCUCAGGGCGGACGACCUCGAGACGCUGCUCCUCAUCCGCUUCCCAGCAAUGACCUUGGAGCAGUUCCAGUGGGAGGCGCCGCGUUUGCCCCAGGAGCAGAGAAGGAACAGGAGGUGCUCCGCAUCAUGA